ACCAGACUGUCGGAUUGGGUCGUGCUUUGUUUUGUUCGACCCCUUUAUAAUAUUACCUACAUUACCGAGGCGGCAUGCAUGCAGUCGUGGGGGUUUGCCCUCUACAACCUCGCCUUGAACAGCCUGCGGCCGAAGGCGGGUUUCUACUCGCAGGGGCUAUCUCGCGACUUUCUAUUUGGCCACCAUGAAUCCCCCUUCUCUGUACCGUAAGUCUAUCCAGGCCACGAGGUUAUAGUUAGUUGGUAAUCCCCUCUCCCGCGUUGAUGGGAUGCAGAAGUCUAUAUCUUCACUCCCCUCUCCGGUAGUUGCGCGGGUGUAUCCGCAGCCAUCCCGGCCAGUCGUCAUCCUUCCUUCGCCUGUCGGGAAGGACUCCAAGAAAGCUAACAUAGGUAUAAUCUCUUGGGGAUGUUCUAUCGUUGUCACCCUCCUAACGCGAGUGAAAGGGAGGCCCCCGUUUCGGUGAGAGUGAGCCGGAAGGAGUAGAAUGGCGGGCUAGACGAAUGAAGGGUGGGGGGAGACAGGCUCAGAUAUAUUGCUUCCUCAAGUCAGUCCUGACUUCUCCAGCUCCCGGGAAGUUGAAUAGGAGGGUAGCUGGGGGCGAUGGCCCCACGACUGGCGCUGGUAUUAUAUGGGUACAUAGUCGGCAAUCCUCUGGGAAGGGUGUAUGCAUGGCCGUCCUCUGACUACAGGCUCUGUCGGUGUCGGCUGUGCCGGUUUUGUCAGCCCCAUCACUUCACUUUAGUCCUCCAUAGCCCGCGCAUAGCCUCCAUCAAGAUCUGCCCAUUGUCCCGCUUAGUAGUUGAAUAUGCGUGUCUAAGAGAGCUAGCUCAUCGAAAAGCUGAUGGACGAACCGGCUUCUAGGUUAAACAAGCUGCUUUACCGUUAGUCAGCCAGCCGUGGCUAGGUUACCAAAGUCGUGGUGCUUAAUGGGCGCUAGCGAG
Messenger RNA from Durotheca rogersii, 941 nucleotides. RefSeq lists its product as uncharacterized. The transcript has a single exon. Lineage: Eukaryota; Fungi; Ascomycota; Sordariomycetes; Xylariales; Xylariaceae. Bases 601 to 861 code for a protein of 86 amino acids. The record is from RefSeq and is a predicted model, not a curated record.